CAAUCUCAUUUAGUGUGCCAUCGCAGACAUGGCCGUGUUGUUGUGUAUUUGUCUACUGGGGAUUCUAGCAAUUGGAGGCAGUAACUGUGACCAUGAUUGCCAAACAAGGAGAGUAAUCAUCGACCAAGGACCCGUAAUAGGCCGUAAGGAUGACCGCGCUGAUAUUUUUAACUUCUACAAUAUACCUUAUGCCAAGGCACCGACAGGAGUCAACAAAUUUAUGGCACCCCUGCCACCACCUACCUGGAAAGAACCAUUUGACGCUGUUAAUAGACGAAUAAUCUGUCCACAAAUAAAUUCUCCUCUGAAAACAUCUGACAAAACUAUGCAAGAGCAAGAAGACUGUCUCGUUACAAGUGUUUACGUACCCGAUACCAAAGAUGUUAAUCUGCCAGUGUACGUGUAUGUACACGGCGGUGGAUUUCAAAUUGGUUUUGGCGAUGGUAUGACGUUCAGGGAGAUGAUGAAAACGAAGGACUUUAUUUUAGUCACCUUCAAUUAUCGUCUAGGAGUUCAUGGUUUCCUCUGUUUGGGAACAGAAAAAACCCAAGGUAAUGCUGGUAUGAAAGAUCAGGUGGCGUUGCUGCGCUGGGUGAAAAGAAACAUUGCUGCGUUUGGUGGCAACCCUGACGAUGUGACUAUAGGAGGCGGGAGUGCUGGCGCCGCCGCAGUGGAUCUGCUGUUAUUAUCACAAUCGGCUAGAGGACUUUUUAACAGAGUAAUUGCAGAGAGUGGUAGUGCUCUCGCUGCAUUUUCUCUUCAAUCAGAUCCCAUUGAAAUGGCUCAAAACUAUGCAAAGUUGCUAAAUUUCACCGAAUACAAUGACAUUUACGCAUUGGAAAACUUUUUUACAACUGCAUCGUAUGACUUUUUAGUUUCACUACCAUUUGAAUUUGCACCAGAUGCUAAAGUUGGAAUAUCUCUCUGUGUAGAGCGGCCUGCAGGAGAAGAAAUAUUUAUCGAUGAUUCACCUUUAAAUAUAUUAAAAAGCGGAAAUUACAAAAAUGUCCCCUUAUUGUAUGGUUUUGCUGACUUUGAAGGGAUUAUAAUGGGUGGUUUAUUUGGACAUUGGAGCAAAUUGAUGAAUGAACAAUUUUCGAUUUUCUUACCGGCUGAUUUAAAAUUUGAAACUGAAGAAGAAAAAGAAAAACUUGCCCAGAAAAUAAAAGCAUUCUAUUUUGGAAAAAAUCCUGUUGAUGUCAAUUCCAUACAAGCCUAUGUAGAAUAUUAUUCUGAUAUUAUGUUCACUUAUCCUGCUUUAAAAUCGUUGGAGCUUCAACGAUUACAUGGCAAUGAUAAAAUUUAUUUGUAUGAAUUCUCUUAUUACGAAGGAGAAGGAACCCGAGUUGGAUACAAAGAUUAUAUGCUCAAAGGUGCGAAUCAUUGCGGUCAGUCAAUGGCCGUGUUUGAUGGGUCCUUUUUGUAUGAAGGCGGUGAAUUUGAGAUUUUUGAAGAAAGCACUUUAUCAGACGAGUAUAAGGGAAUAAAAGCAACUACUAGAGAAAUGUGGCAAAACUUCAUUAAACUCGGAGUGCCAGUUCCUCCGGGUUCGUCGUUGCCGGCAUGGCCGCCGAUGGGCGAGGCAUGGUCCCCGCACAUGUCGCUGGGGCGUGUGGUCGAGCUGCGCGGCUCGCUGCUGGAGGAGCGCGCGCGUUUCUGGGACGACAUCUACCAGCUGUACUACCGCAACCCCGUGCCGCCGCCAUCGCCGCCUGCAAGGCACCAGGAGUUGUAAAUUUACUUAUUUCAAAUUUAUUUAUUUAAUUGAUACACAAACAGAUUACAAUCAAAACAAGUCUUAAGUAUAGACAUAAAGUGAAGGCACUAGAUUGUGUUCCAGUUACAUGUGUAUACAGAAUCAACAUAUUUAUGGGCAGAAUAACAACUUACAAAAGAGUAUUAAAGAAAAAAAUAAAUGCAAAAGCCAAAAUUGGUACUAUGUAUAUUACCUAGGUGAAUGUGCAAACAGUUUAAUUAAGUACGAAAAAAUGUAGUUGGAAACAAAAUGACAGAAAUCCAAGUUAGUAUGAUAAUGCUGAUAUGGAAUGUAUAGAUAAUAUAAUAUAAUACCCUAUAUAAUUAAUCAUAUGAACUAAAGAGGCAAAGCUCGAUCAGUUAUAAAAGAAAUCAAAGUCAAUUCAGAGUUUCCGCUUUUAUUUUUAUCUACCUAUUAGUUUAUCAAAAAAUGGCGGUAACUGCUAUUAUAUGAGAAUAUACUUAGUUAAAAACAAAUUGUUAAUUUUUACUACAAUAAAACGAAUGUUAAUCACUAUCGGUUAGUCUUGUUACCCGAUUGCAAGCAAAUUGUUAUUUAUAUUUGUUUCGCGCGUAUCUUGUAAUGUUAUUGUUACCUCAAUUCCAAACGGCUCCAGCCAGUCGUUUCAUGUAAUGUAUAAUCGUCGAUGUUGUAUCAUUAGAAUUCCGUUAAAGUGUUCUAAGUUCAUUGAAGUUAAAAAAAAAUAACAACACAGGCGGUUGUGAGAUGUUAUUAUUUGAAGAAUUUUAUAUGAUGAGUGUUUCAUGUUUUCAUAAAACUCUUUAGGUACCUUAAAAAUACGAGAAGAAUUUUUCAGUAAAAAUGCUAGCGGGUUAUGUGUUUUUAAUUCACUCAUUUUGACAGUUUUCCACAGUGCUAUCAAAUUACGAAAACAGAAAAAUCAAAGUCACUCUUAUAUCAUCAUUAUUCUCAAUUCGUUUAUUUCACGUUGCUUUUUGUUUAUUCCAUAAGCAUUCAUGAUGAUUAACAAUGACUAAGAAGUUAUUGUGGUUGUAUUUUUAGUACCUAAUUAAUCUCAAUCAACAAGCGGGUUUUGUUUUUUUAAUUCUUUCCUUGUUUAGAUUUUGACAUUUUCCCGCAGUGCUAUCAAGUUAUGUAAACAGAUUUUAUCAAAAAAUGUUAAAGUCACUCUUAUAUCGCUUUAUUUAAGAUUGUCAUCAUUAUUCUCAA
Molecule: messenger RNA, 2947 nt
Organism: Plodia interpunctella (Indianmeal moth)
Lineage: Eukaryota; Metazoa; Arthropoda; Insecta; Lepidoptera; Pyralidae
Product: juvenile hormone esterase-like
Exons: 3
Coding region: 29-1735 (568 amino acids)
Source: RefSeq, a predicted model, not a curated record